Molecule: messenger RNA, 1415 nt
Organism: Nicotiana tabacum (common tobacco)
Lineage: Eukaryota; Viridiplantae; Streptophyta; Magnoliopsida; Solanales; Solanaceae
Product: agamous-like MADS-box protein FUL-L
Biological process (GO): positive regulation of transcription by RNA polymerase II
Cellular component (GO): nucleus
Molecular function (GO): protein dimerization activity; DNA-binding transcription factor activity; RNA polymerase II transcription regulatory region sequence-specific DNA binding
Source: RefSeq, a predicted model, not a curated record
UAUAUAUUCUCCCAUAUACUUACUUCUUAUUAUAUUACUUUAAUCUUCUUCUCUAACUGCUUGACUCCGGUGAUUAUUACUUAGCUUUCCGGUUGCCACCAUGAAUAACCUAUUACAUAUACUGAACCUUGAUUUCCUUAUUGCACCUUUUUUCCUCGAAGAAUUAGCUGCUUUAACUUAUAAUUAGGGUUUCUUCUUGACUUUUUGGUUGCAGUACUCCAAUAUAACAUAUACGCAGAUUCAUCAGAUUUUAAAGGCUAGCUGUUGGGUGAAGUCACGCCUCUGAUGGGGAGGGGUAGGGUUGAGAUGAAGCGGAUCGAGAACAAGAUUAGUAGGCAGGUCACUUUCUCAAAGAGAAGGUCGGGUUUGUUGAAGAAGACUCACGAGAUCUCCGUCUUGUGUGAUGCUGAUGUUGCUUUGAUUGUUUUCUCUGCCAAAGGCAAGCUCUAUGAGUACUCCACCGAAUCCAGCAUGGAAAGUAUCCUCGAAAGAUACGAAAGUUAUUCAUAUGCUGAGAGGAAGUUGAAUGCAAAUGACUCUGAACCUAAGGAAAACUGGACUCUGGAAUACCCAAAGCUCAUGUCAAGGAUAGAACUUCUGCAAAGAAAUAUAAGGCAUUAUAUGGGAGAGGAUCUGGAUUCCUUCGGUCUGCGGGAGUUUCAUGGUUUAGAGCAACAGCUUGAUACAGCUUUGAAGCGAAUACGAACUAGGAAGAAUCAACUGAUGCAUGAGUCCAUUUCCCAACUGCAGAAAAAGGAAAAAGAGUUGCAAGAGCAAAACCACUUAAUGUCGAAGAAGCUGAAAGGAAAUGAAAAGCAGCAAACUGAGGAUGCGCAGUGGGGGAAACCGAAUCCAGGCCAAAGCUCGACGCCUUUCAUUCUACCUCAAAUUCCAUCACAAUCUCCCCCUCAUGUCCCUAACCUUACAAUUGGAGGUCCUUUUCAAUCAACUGGAUUUACGAGCACGGACGAAGGGCAAACUCGCCAUGGUUCUAAUUCAUUGAUACCUCCAUGGAUGCUUCAUCAUCUCCGGAAUAAAGGGUGAAAACCCCUCCCUCUACAGGAGUAUUUAUGAACAUAAAAUCACAAUUUUACGGCUCUAUUGUACUUGUAAGAUCUACCUGUAUGUUUUAUCUCUUUCAGCUUCAAAAGAAAAUAUUAAUUUCAUAUAGGGACUUAUCUAGUAGUCUUCGUUCCUUUUUCGUCUUGUAGAUGAUAGUAACAUAAGUGGGGGAGUCAAAAUACAACUCUUGUUCCUUUUCAUUUUGUAACAAUAUCUGUGACUUCAUUCCCCUUCCUAUAUGAGAGAUGAAUGCUUGAACUGUUCAAGCUAUUUCAUGAGGUACCUGCAAUUAGAUUACAAAUGUGAUAGUCUAUUGUUUCCUAGCUCAAACAUAGUCUCACAUUCAAUCUCAA